Molecule: messenger RNA, 917 nt
Organism: Neolamprologus brichardi
Lineage: Eukaryota; Metazoa; Chordata; Actinopteri; Cichliformes; Cichlidae
Gene: coa1
Product: cytochrome C oxidase assembly factor 1
Biological process (GO): mitochondrial respiratory chain complex I assembly; mitochondrial respiratory chain complex IV assembly
Cellular component (GO): mitochondrial inner membrane
Source: RefSeq, a predicted model, not a curated record
GCCUGCCUCUGUACGUCACACCGGUGCUCAUCUGCCCUCAACAACGACCAACAGUCCGCGCAGCAACAACGGAGAGAAAGCGAGCAUGAGGGUUUCCAACAGUCACCUGCAGCAGCUCACCAUCUUCACCACCGUGCUGACGGGUGGAGGCAUCGGCACGAUGUACUACCUGCUGCAGCAGACCUUUGCUGGGUCAGACUACCACAGGCUGGCUGUGCAGGAGUUGGAGGCGUGUCCAGUUGCCAUGGAAAGCCUGGGGGCGCCACCUUUAAAGGUCCACAACAUCCAUCUGACUGACAGAUACAACCGUGUAGAUAAGCACACUGCACAGAUAAAGAUUCCUGUGACAGGGAUUAAAACCGGAGGCUAUCUGUGUGCGUCUUCACUGAGAGAUCCCAACACAAACCGGUGGAAUCUGAAGCAAGCCGUGCUAAAGCUCAGGGAAGGAAAUGUCAUUGACCUGCUGAGUCCUCCAUCAACUACAGCAGACGGGAUAGACGCUGACCAGCUUUAUGAACAAACAACUCUGCCUGCUAGAAGCAGGCGCUGAACUAUAUUUACUCCACAUUUAUUGUUUGGUCAUCUUUUAGGGGAAGCAUCAAGAAGAAAAGCUCUGUCAGUGCCUGCUGCAGACUGUCAGAGCUGAGUGGACUCGUGCACUCGCUGCUGCCUCACAAAUCAUUAGAAACGCACAAAUAUGCACCAAUCAAUAAAUGUUACAAAUGUAUUAGUUUCUAAUGAUCCAUAAUUGACUUUCACGCAGACUUGCAGAUGUGUGUGUGCAUGUGUUCAGGGGAAACGGUGUGAUAUUCAUAAAACAGGACGUACAGCUGUGGUUUCACUUUUACCGUAACCUUCUGCUUCCUGUGCAGAUGUAGAGCGAACACAACCACCGAUAUGAAGGAUGCGUGUUUGCC